UUUGUGAUGUUUAAAAAUGGCGGCAGAGUUCAGGCUACUACAAUCUCGGCUCCAUUUGGCUCAACGCCAGGGACCGUACGAAAGAUCCGAUGGGAGGGAGCUGAACGAGAGAAGGCCAACGGCCUUAAACAUAGGGUCUAUAUCGACCGCUGACGGGUCCGCGCUUGUCAAGAUGGGAUGCACAACAGUAGUCUGUGGCGUGAAAGCGGAACUUGCUGAACCAGCGGUCACUGCACCGAAACAAGGGUUUAUAGUGCCAAAUGUGGAUCUGCUGCCCCUUUGCUCUCCUAUGUUUAAGCCAGGACCCCCGUGUGAACAGGCCCAGGCCUUAAGCAAGAUGAUGCUCGAUAUUUUGAACAGUUCAGAAAGUGUAAACCUUGAGAAGUUGUGCAUAGAGGAAGGGAAGCUUUCUUGGUGCCUUACCAUUGAUCUGACAUGUCUGGACUAUGACGGAAACAUGGCGGAAGCGUGCAUCUUAGCUGCCACUGCGGCACUCUGUUCAUUAACGCUGCCCAAAGUAGACACGAGUGAUGGUGAAGUCAAUGUGCUGCUGGAAAGAGAGAAAGUAGACAUCAGCGACGGACCCCUGGCAGCCACAUUUGCAGUCCUUGCUGACGACACUAUUGUGGUUGACCCGACGCAUGAAGAAGAAUGUCUUGCCGCAGAGACCUUCACGGUUGUUUUGAAUGCCAAUGACAACAUUUGUGGAGUCCACAAACCAGGUGGCUUUGCGCUAGGCACAGACCAGAUGUGCCAACAUGUGGAAACCGCAAGGAAGCUAGUGAAGGACACUCGUGAUUUGCUUUCUACAGCGCUGUCGAAUGUUACUCAGUGCACUGCCUAGACGAAGCAAGCCGUCCAUUACUGGUUCAAUGUGAAAA
Rhipicephalus sanguineus (brown dog tick) is the source of this 881-nucleotide messenger RNA. Its product is annotated as exosome complex component RRP43. Gene Ontology annotation, cellular component: cytoplasmic exosome (RNase complex); nuclear exosome (RNase complex). The transcript has 9 exons. Gene Ontology annotation, biological process: exonucleolytic trimming to generate mature 3'-end of 5.8S rRNA from tricistronic rRNA transcript (SSU-rRNA, 5.8S rRNA, LSU-rRNA); nuclear mRNA surveillance; TRAMP-dependent tRNA surveillance pathway. NCBI's taxonomy places the organism in Eukaryota, Metazoa, Arthropoda, Arachnida, Ixodida, Ixodidae. The record is from RefSeq and is a predicted model, not a curated record. Bases 17 to 844 code for a protein of 275 amino acids.